GCUGCCGGGAAAUCAUCAUAACACGGGGAGGGAAAAAUUACGCUUUUCAUCGAUUUCCUCGUCAGUAAGAGAUGUUUACACUCACAAUGUCCGCGAAAACAGACGCAUCUGCUGUUACCAACUCGUGAGUGCUUCUUCAAAAGGUCCUAAGACAACGCUGAGAGGCCGAUCGCCCCCUGAACAAGUCUCACCUGUACACUUCUUGAACACUGAGCAGGUUAACCCAAAGACCAUGAGCACGCCCGUCAACGACCCCGAGAGCAUCCUGAGCUACCAGAGGCAAGAUGAGGAGGUGGUGGUGGACCAGGGAGGGACCAGCUCAGUAAAGAACAUCCAUUAUGAGAAGGAGGAACUAGAAGGCCACAGGGCUCUGUUUGUGGGGGUUCGGAUGCCCAGGCAGAGUCAUCGUCACCACAAGCCUCACGGCUCUCGCCACCGCAAGAGAGACAGAAGGGCAGGAAGCAUCGCAACUCAGCAAAGCGAGGAAAGUGAGACGGCUACUUCCAGUCAUGACACACCAUCCCAGCGCGUCCAGUUCAUUCUGGGCACAGAGGAGGAUGCUGAACAUGUGUCCCACGAGCUGUUCACUGAGCUGGAUGAGAUCUGUGUGAAGGAUGGCAAGGAUGCUGAGUGGAAGGAAACAGCCAGGUGGCUGAAGUUUGAAGAAGAUGUGGAGGAUGGAGGGGAGAGGUGGAGCAAGCCCUAUGUCGCAACUCUUUCCCUCCACAGCCUGUUUGAGCUCCGCAGCUGCAUCAUCAAUGGCAGCGUGUUGCUUGACAUGCACGCUGACAGCAUCGAAGAGAUUGCAGACAUGGUGCUGGACCACCAGGAGGCGUCCCAUGAACUGGACGACAGUGUGAGAUUAAAGGUGCGUGAGGCUCUGCUGAAGAGACACCACCACCAGAGCGACAAGAAGAAGAACCUGAUGCCCAUGGUGCGCUCCAUCGCUGAGGGAACCCGCAAACAGUCAGAAACCCAUCUGAUAGCAGGGUCAGCCACAUCUCCCCUGCCUCCGCCAUCUACAGAACCCGCCAAGAAUGGUGGCGCACAAGAAGGCACUCAAGUGGACCUCAGCAAAGUGGACAUGCACUUUAUGAAGAAGAUCCCAGAGGGUGCAGAGGCCUCCAAUGUAUUGGUGGGAGAACUGGACUUCCUGGAGAGGCCCAUUGUGGCCUUUGUCCGCCUCUCCCCGGCUGUGCUGCUCACCGGACUCACUGAGGUCCCCAUACCUACCAGGUUCCUCUUCAUUCUCCUCGGCCAAGAUGGAAAGGCUCAGCAAUACCACGAAAUCGGACGCUCCAUGGCGACCAUCAUGACAGAUGAAAUCUUCCAUGAUGUUGCCUACAAGGCAAAGGACAGAAGUGACCUGCUGGCUGGGAUAGAUGAGUUUCUAGACCAGGUGACGGUCCUACCACCAGGAGAGUGGGACCCCUCCAUCCGCAUUGAGCCCCCAAAGAGUGUCCCCUCCCAGGAGAAGAGAAAGAUGCCAGGAGUUCCUAAUGGCACAGCCUCUCAGGUAGAGGAAGAACUGCAUGCUGAGCACCACGGACCAGAGCUACAGAGAACUGGAAGGUUGUUUGGUGGUCUGAUACUGGACAUCAAGAGGAAAGCUCCGUUCUAUCUGAGUGACUUUAAGGACGGUCUGAGCCUCCAGUGUGUGGCCUCCUUCCUCUUUCUCUACUGUGCCUGCAUGUCUCCUGUCAUCACCUUUGGAGGACUGCUGGGGGAGGCAACAGAGGGACGCAUCAGUGCCAUAGAGUCCUUACUUGGUGCGUCUAUGACUGGAGUAGCCUACUCUGUGUUUGCUGGUCAGCCUCUCACCAUUCUGGGCAGCACGGGUCCUGUGCUGGUUUUUGAGAAAAUCCUCUUCAAGUUCUGCAAGGACUACGAGCUGUCCUAUCUGUCGCUGAGGACUUGCAUCGGCCUGUGGACGGCCGUGCUGUGUUUGAUACUGGUUGCCACUGAUGCGAGCUCUCUGGUGUGCUACAUCACUCGGUUCACAGAGGAGGCCUUUGCCGCCCUAAUCUGCCUCAUCUUCAUCUACGAAGCCUUGGAGAAGCUCUUCCACCUGGGAGAAGUCUACCCCUUCAAUGCCAAUAGCGAUCUAGACAAACUCACACUGGCGUACUGUAGGUGUUCAGAGCCUGAUAACCCCAGUAAUAAAACCUUAGAACUGUGGAGUGCGAGAAACAUCACAGCAGCUGCUGUGCCCUGGACCAACCUUACUGUCAAGGAGUGUAUCGGUCUGCAGGGCCACUUUGUUGGGACUGCAUGUGGCCAACAUGGCCCCUACACUCCAGAUGUUCUCUUCUGGUCCACCAUCUUGUUUUUCUCGACUUUCUUGAUGUCUGCGUUCCUGAAAGAAUUCAAGACAAGCCGUUAUUUCCCCACCAAGGUAAUCAACUUAUAUGAAAGCCUGAUAAGCAAAGGUGUCACCAGGCAUCCACAAACCUGACAUGCCACAUCAGUGCGAUCUAUGAUCAGUGACUUUGCAGUAUUCCUCACUAUUGCCAUCAUGGUUCUGCUUGAUUAUGUCAUUGGAGUGCCCUCCCAGAAGUUGAAGGUGCCCAGCAAAUUCCAGCCUACCAGAGACGACCGAGGUUGGUUGAUUAAUCCAAUAGGACGUAACCCAUGGUGGACAGUCCUGGCUGCAACUAUUCCUGCUCUUCUCUGCACCAUCCUCAUCUUCAUGGACCAACAGAUAACUGCCGUCAUCAUCAACCGCAAAGAGCACAAAUUGGUGAAGGGCUGUGGGUACCACCUGGACCUGCUCAUGGUCGGGGUGAUGCUGGCGGUGUGCUCCAUAAUGGGCUUGCCGUGGUUCGUAGCAGCCACGGUGCUGUCCAUAUCUCACGUCAACAGCCUGAAGCUGGAGUCAGAGAGCUCGGCUCCAGGAGAGCAGCCUCGCUUCCUGGGCAUCAGAGAGCAGAGGCUCACUGGCCUGGUCAUCUUCUUGCUCAUGGGCUGUUCUGUCUUCAUGACUGGAGCUCUGCAGUUCAUUCCUAUGCCAGUGCUGUAUGGCGUUUUCCUGUACAUGGGAGUCUCUUCAUUAAAAGGCAUACAGUUCUUUGACCGUCUUAAGUUGUUCGGCAUGCCGGCGAAGCACCAGCCAGACUUCAUCUACCUGCGUCACGUCCCCUUGAGGAAGGUGCACCUGUUCACUCUGACACAGCUCACCUGUCUGCUGCUGCUCUGGUUCAUUAAGACCUCACCUGCCGCCAUCGUCUUCCCAAUGAUGGUGCUGGCUCUAGUUUUUGUCCGCAAACUGCUGGACUGGUGUUUCUCCGAUCGAGAGCUAAGUUAUCUGGAUGACUUAAUGCCUGAGUGGAAGAAAAAAAACCUUGAUGAUGCCACCAAAUCAAUAGAAGAGGAAUCACAAAUUAUGCUCAGUACAAAGACGGAAGACACAACUGCUGUUCAGAUUCCCAUGGAGAGCAGCAAGCCCGUUCACACCCCCAAAGCACAUGACCCCAGGUUUGAAGGGAUUGCGUUCAUAGACGAGUAAAGGAUAUCUGCAGUAUUGACACACUGGUGCUCUGGGCCACAGGACGCUGCGAUUUGGCUGCUUUGACCGUCAGCCACUUCAGUGCUUAGAAAAAUGAAGGUCUUUCUACCAGCUAACCGCAACACAUAAUACUGUCCGCAAGCAUACAGACAAAAAGAGGGUAGUACACGCACAUAGAUUGACAUACACAUUCACUUUUAUCUUUGCGAGGACUAGAAAUAUUUUUUUAAGCGUAUUUAUCUGAAAUAAAAAUAAAAAAUUUCAACUCUGAUCCUUUGGCUAUAAACUAGCCGACC
This is a messenger RNA of Anoplopoma fimbria (sablefish), 3801 nucleotides long. RefSeq names its product solute carrier family 4 member 8 (gene slc4a8). The transcript is spliced from 24 exons. Gene Ontology annotation, molecular function: solute:inorganic anion antiporter activity; monoatomic anion transmembrane transporter activity; sodium:bicarbonate symporter activity. NCBI's taxonomy places the organism in Eukaryota, Metazoa, Chordata, Actinopteri, Perciformes, Anoplopomatidae. Gene Ontology annotation, biological process: transmembrane transport; monoatomic anion transport; regulation of intracellular pH. The record is from RefSeq and is a predicted model, not a curated record. Gene Ontology annotation, cellular component: plasma membrane.